UGAAUCUUGUGAGGGUUUCAUUUCAUGGAACGGUACGGGUACGGGUACGGGUCAGAUAAUGGUCCAUACAGCGGUGACAGGAGGCUCGAGAUCGUGAGCGGGAAAAGCUACGGCUACGCGAGUCGGACUGAGUCGUAUGGUGAGGUAACUCGGGCGAGUCACGGUGGAGCAGGAUCGGUGGAGAAGCCUUGGAGCUUUGGGGGGGCGCAGACGAAGAGGAGAAAGAGAAUAGCUAGGUAUAAGGUUUAUGCGGUGGAGGGUAAGGUUAAAGCUACGCUCCGGAGUGGAAUCCGAUGGAUCAAACAUACGUGUUCCCGGAUUGUCCAUGGAUACUAAUUACCCACCCGUAUUCUCUCUUUGCGGUUCUAUUUAUUUUUUAUUUUUUAUUUUUAUAAAAAAAUAUUUAAAAUGAAAAGAUAAUAUUCCGGUCUAAGACAUAGACAGAGAAGACUUGUGUGUGUUGUGUUGUGGCUACUGCCCAAAUCUGCAAUACUAUCACCAUCACUUUUUUUGUCUUGUUUUCUGUGGUUCUGUAUUGUUGGUAUGUGAGCUAUUACUUUUAGGGUAAAUGUUAUAAAUCCGUAGAGUUGCCUUCAUUUCUUGGAUUUUAAUAAAGACCUCCUACUUAAGUUUUUAUUAA
Cicer arietinum (chickpea) is the source of this 640-nucleotide messenger RNA. The record is from RefSeq and is a predicted model, not a curated record. NCBI's taxonomy places the organism in Eukaryota, Viridiplantae, Streptophyta, Magnoliopsida, Fabales, Fabaceae.